This is a messenger RNA of Peromyscus maniculatus bairdii (prairie deer mouse), 4729 nucleotides long. It is a transcript of the gene Arhgef6, whose product is annotated as Rac/Cdc42 guanine nucleotide exchange factor 6. NCBI's taxonomy places the organism in Eukaryota, Metazoa, Chordata, Mammalia, Rodentia, Cricetidae. Gene Ontology annotation, molecular function: guanyl-nucleotide exchange factor activity; protein binding. The record is from RefSeq and is a predicted model, not a curated record. Gene Ontology annotation, cellular component: cytoplasm; lamellipodium. Gene Ontology annotation, biological process: intracellular signal transduction; lamellipodium assembly.
UGCCACCACCACUGCCGCUGCUGUUGCUGCUGCUGCUGCUGCUCUGCCCUGUGCCGCUGUCACUUCCAGUUCCUACUUCUGCGAUCCAGGUCCGGGUCAUCGCUUCCCCGCUGCUGGCCGGGUCUCUCCAGGCUUCUCUCCCUCCCGGGUUCUGGCUCCAGGCAGCAGAACUGGGUCUGGAGGAACCCUGCGGCCAGGCUCCCACUGGCCACCCCGCUUCCCUCCUGUGGCCGCCCCACAGGGGCACGCCUCCCGCAGCCUGGGAUCGGAGCUCUAGAGAGAGAACUUGAAGGCAAGAAUCUGACUUCCCUCUUCAUUAAAUAAAUAAAUAAAUACAUAAAAUCCUUUGCCUGGGAAGCUUGGAAGCUCAGCAAGGAGUUUGGAGACGGGCGCCCCCUCCUCGCGCGUCCAGGAGCAAAGUUGCAGCCGCCCCUCCCUGCCGGCCAUACCAGCAGGCUCUCCAGUUUCGUCCUGGUGGCAGCCGCGCGGGGCAGGGUCCCAGCUCCAUCUGGGGACAGUGCUUCCCGCAGCCUUGGCACAGGCUGGCGGCGCUCGGCGGCCCCGUGACUCGGAAGGGCGAGCCACUUCCAAGGAGGAGGCUAGAGGGAUCUAGCAGCAGGAGGACAAGCGAGCCAAGCCAGGUAUUUGAGCCUGAUGACCUUUAUUCAGGGAUCAAUUUCUCCAAGGUUCUGAGUACUCUUUUAGCUGUCAACAAAGCAACAGAAGAUCAGCUAUCAGAAAGACCAUGUGGACGGUCCUCUUCUCUUAGCGCUCCCAACGGCUCGCCGACAACCCCCCAGGCAGCAGUUCCCAGCACAGCUCCAGCGCAGCAGAGCCAGGCAAAGGCUGUGGAGAUGACGGAAAAUGGAAGUCACCAGUUGAUAGUAAAGGCAAGAUUCAACUUCAAGCAGACUAAUGAAGAUGAAUUGUCAGUCUGUAAAGGGGACAUCAUUUACGUCACUCGAGUUGAAGAAGGAGGCUGGUGGGAAGGCACACUGAAUGGGAGAACAGGAUGGUUCCCUAGUAAUUAUGUCCGCGAAAUUAAACCAAGUGAGAGACCUCUGUCCCCUAAAGCUGUCAAAGGAUUUGACACUGCUCCGCUUACCAAGAAUUACUACACUGUGGUGUUACAGAACAUCUUGGACACUGAAAAAGAAUAUGCCAAAGAACUUCAGUCUCUUCUCGUUACUUAUCUAAGACCCUUGCAGUCUAAUAACAACCUUAGUACUGUGGAGUUUACAUGUUUAUUGGGAAACUUUGAAGAAGUAUGCACAUUUCAACAGACACUCUGCCAAGCCUUGGAAGAAUGUUCAAAGUUUCCAGAAAACCAGCACAAAGUAGGAGGCUGUCUACUGAACCUCAUGCCUCAUUUUAAAUCAAUGUACCUGGCUUACUGUGCAAAUCAUCCUUCAGCUGUCAACGUGCUCACCCAGCACAGUGAUGAUCUAGAACGAUUCAUGGAAAACCAAGGUGCAUCCAGCCCGGGUAUCCUCAUUUUAACAACAAGCCUCAGCAAACCAUUCAUGCGACUGGAAAAGUAUGUUACUCUUUUGCAAGAGCUGGAGCGACAUAUGGAGGACACUCAUCCGGAUCAUCAGGACAUUCUGAAAGCAAUCAUAGCAUUCAAAACCCUCAUGGGGCAGUGCCAAGAUCUGAGAAAGAGAAAACAACUGGAAUUGCAGAUCCUUUCAGAACCUAUUCAGGCAUGGGAAGGAGAUGAUAUUAAGACCCUGGGAAAUGUCAUCUUUAUGUCACAAGUAAUGGUGCAGUAUGGAACCUGUGAGGAAAAAGAAGAACGAUAUUUCAUGCUGUUUUCAAAUGUCUUGAUAAUGUUGUCUGCAAGUCCUCGGAUGAGUGGCUUUAUCUAUCAGGGAAAAAUACCACUAGCGGGGAUGGUGGUGGCUAGAUUAGAUGAAAUUGAAGGGAAUGAGCACGCAUUUGAAAUCACAGGUAAUGUGGUAGAGAGAACUGUGGUCUAUUGCAACAAUAGCCAGGACUUCCAGGAAUGGCUGGAGCAGCUGAACAGAUUGACCAGAGGACCAGCCUCUUGCAGUUCAUUAUCUAAGACCUCAUCAUCAUCAUGUAGUGCUCAUUCUUCUUUUAGCUCUACUGGACAGCCCCGAGGACCCUUGGAGCCUCCUCAAAUUAUAAAACCGUGGAGUUUAAGUUGCCUACGACCUGCACCUCCACUUAGACCAUCAGCAGCACUAGGUUAUAAAGAGAGGAUGUCUUAUAUCUUAAAGGAAUCUAGUAAGAGCCCCAAAACAAUGAAGAAGUUUCUUCACAAAAGAAAGACGGAGAGAAAAGCAUCUGAGGAAGAAUACGUGAUUAGGAAAAGUACAGCUGCUCUGGAAGAGGAUGCUCAGAUUCUUAAGGUGAUCGAAGCCUACUGCACCAGCGCCAGUUUUCAACAAGGUACUCGGAAGGAUUCUGUACCGCAAGUUCUACUCCCUGAGGAAGAGAAACUCAUUAUUGAAGAAACCAGAAGUAACGGGCAGACCAUCAUUGAAGAAAAGAGCCUUGUUGAUACUGUUUAUGCCUUGAAGGAUGAGGUCAAAGAACUGAAGCAGGAGAAUAAGAGAAUGAAGCAAUGCCUGGAAGAAGAAUUGAAGUCGAGGAAGGACCUAGAAAAACUGGUCCGGAAGCUGUUGAAGCAAACAGAUGAGUGCAUUCGAGCUGAAUCCAGCAGCAAGAGCCCCAUCCUCCCAUAACCAUCACUGUGCCGUUGAGCACUGAGCACAGGGCCUUCAGCACUUGCUGAGUUGGCCAGCUGAAUGAUUUGACUGUGCACUUCAGCUUUUGCUGUGUUGGGAUCUUUCUUUCUUUUCUCUCUCUCUCUCUCUCUCUCUCUCUCUCUCUCUCUCUCUCUCUCUCUCUCCUGCCCACCUCUGUUUGCUUGAGUGUUUGUUACUUGGUUAUCAAUUGAUUGAUAUUUGUCUUAACAGGGGAAACAGCCUGGGGUGGUGAUAAAAUGGCCCCAAUAUUUUGCUAUGCCCAACAGCCCUUCACUACCUAAUUUGCUGAAGACAAAGCUUCUCAGGCUAUGUCUAGAGUAGGUGAAAAUGGACACCUUUGCCCUUUCCUGGACUCUCACAUGGCCCCCUCAAUCCUUUACAAAUGAUUUCCCUGUGUUGUCUGUAAAGACCAAGAGCAGUGUCGUGCCCUGCUUCCUUUUGUGCUGGUGUCCAUUUCAAGUCAGCGGAGUUGGAACUCCAACUGUCCAUACCAGCACCAAGUCCAUCAGCAAACUGCUUCAGGCAAUCCCCCUCAGCAGCAGGGCAAAGCAGCUAUUCCUAGUGCACUGUAGCUUGACAGCCCAGCCUUCUGCCUCUGUGUGAGUUUUCUACCUCCCCCUCCCCCACGCUUUUAACCAGCCAUAGCAAGGGGUGUGUGAACUAGUGUGGAUGUGCUUCGCUUAUUUUGUCAGUUACUACGAGCAGUGACUUUCCCUUGAAUAUUCAAACUACAGCCUUUUCAUCUGUCUAAACAACCUGGGGGACAAGAUCCCGUGCCCUAGUAUACGCUUUCCAUCCCAUCUCAUCAAGCUCUGGUUUGUGCAGUGAGCAAUUGGAAUCAUCAUUGGUCUCUUUGGAGUAGGCCUUGAAUAUGAUGAACCAGUUUGUAUAUCCUGAGUGAAAGGGCCCCUCUACUAGCUGUUCUGCUUUCUAGUGAUGCUGAUUGUCUGAAACUAGAUUGCACAAGUUGUUUAUAAUGUCAAACUAUUGACCCUGUAAGGAGUUGAGAAAUCUGAACUGUGAGAAAGCAGAUUUAGAAGAGAGCCCCAGGAGAACACUGUACGCCUAAAUUCAACACAAGUCAAAAUGGACCAAGGCUGCAGGAUGGAGCAGCGCAGCUCCUGCCUACCUCCUCAGAUGACAGGGCAAUUGGGCCAGAUGGCAAAGUCGCUUUAAAGAGAGACAGAAAACGAAUGAAGUCUAUAUGUAUAUUUGAUGGGUGCCCUGUAAGUGCUGGUUCAAAACCAAACCUGAGUCCUGAAAUCUUGUUGAGGAGCCCUUUUGCUUUCUGGUAUGGAAGCUCUCACAGUUUCCAUAAUUUCAUGGUACAGGGCUAUUGUCUCCUGCUACAUGGAUGACAUUAUAGCACCCACAGAAAAUGGAGAAUUCCUGAAGUCCAACCCCAGACAAUUGCACAAAGCCAUCCUGGCAGCUUUAGUGAUGGUUUCUGAGAAUGGCUGUCCCGUUUCUAUGAGACAUCUUUCAUGUAAAAAUUUAAAAUAAGAAACAACAAUAGCAACCCAGAUGUUCACAUGUGUCCUGCCUGUGCUUAGUCAAUAGUUUGCAAUAAAUGCAAAUUUUACACUUUAGUGAUUACCAAAUAAUUUAGUUGAUUACUUAGGACAUUGAAAGGUCUCUAAAAGGAUGUGUACAUAUGCAUGUUUGGGGACUUUGCCCUUCUGAGGAGAGGCCCUUGGUACUUGGGAUAAUGAAACUCGUGCAGUGGGCUGCCCUCGCUUACACACUAAAUAGUAUAAAGGAAAUGAAGCCAUGUUAACCCGACAGCCGUGUCUCCAUAGUUAUGUUGUUUACAGUGCUCUACAAAUGGGUUCCUGUUCCUCUGUAAUUAAACUGCUGCCCUUAGAGGCCUUUCAGUUUCUUCUCUGUCUUGUCCCUUCUUACAGGAACUCAAAUUUUCUAAACUUGUUUUUAUUUUAAAGACUUUUAAAAUGGACAUUUUCAAUAAACAAGAAUAAACAGUGCUUUAUAAAUAA